This is a messenger RNA of Tigriopus californicus, 1391 nucleotides long. RefSeq names its product DNA-directed RNA polymerase II subunit RPB1-like. The transcript has 2 exons. Bases 77 to 1291 code for a protein of 404 amino acids. Lineage: Eukaryota; Metazoa; Arthropoda; Copepoda; Harpacticoida; Harpacticidae. The record is from RefSeq and is a predicted model, not a curated record.
UCUGAAACACUCAAACGCACGUUUUCACUCCGUUUCCAUCGGGUUCUUCAGUUGCGUUUUGAUUGUCAAAGUGGACAUGGCUUCGUAUUUUCAGGUGUCCCCGAUCUUGUUGUGGAUCUUGUUCCACUUGGGUUCAACAUGGGCUGGCAGAUUCCCAAACUUCAGCUUGAUCAGUGCCAGAGAUCCCAGUCAAGCCAAAGCGUGGCCUGAUGUCAAAGAGCCAGCUUUGACUGACGCAGAGGCCGAGUCUUUUCGCCCAAUGUUCGAUGUCCAAUCCAAAUUGAGGAUGGGCCCCUUCAUUUAUCGAGGCCCUACUCAUAACAACGGCUAUUCCAGUGAGCAACCCAUUUACCGACCCUCAGAAUACCACCAACCAGACUCCUCCUAUCAACCUGAGCAACCAAAAGUCACACAAUACAGACCAACUUAUUCUCUACCUUCGCAACCGGAUGUGAGCGAACCGAUAUAUUAUCGUACCGUUUCCACUGCGCCUCCCAAAAUUACGAAAGUAGUUUACAAAGUGUCCAAAACAAUUCAUACCGAGGAACCCAGCACGACACCCAGCACUUCUCCAUACCUCCCUAUUCAAAGCAAGGAAGUCGAGGAUGAACCCGCCAUUCCUCCCUACGAGCCCAAACAGCCCGAGGGCAACUCCUUCUCAAGCACAUAUGCGCCGUACAUUGAGGAACCAACUACCACUACAACCACAACUACGACAACAACAACCACAACCACCACAACCACAACCGCAGCUCCUGUUUACUAUACAAUCGAGGCGGAAGAAGAGGAAGAGAUUCCCCCGCCCCCCUAUUACCCACAGUUUGGCAUGAAAGUCAAUCCCGCUCCUCAGAGUCCACCUUCACCGGCAAAUGUAAAUACCUAUAAGACAACCACUACUACUACUACUACCACCACCACAACCACAACUACGGAGGCAACCACUCGUCCGGUGAUCACGUACUCCAGAUAUUCGUUUAAAACCACCGAAAAGCCGCCAAGCAGCCCGAACUCAUAUCCAGUAUUCACUUACAAAACCACAGAGAAACCUCAAGAUCCAACCACAACCAGUGCUCAAGCCAUUCAAGUGAUCCCAUACCAAUCCACAUCCGCCCCUGCCCCAGUCGAAAGCAACCCUGAACCUCAGCCCACCCCUGGACCGGUUUAUUACAAAACCAGUCAAGAUGAGCCAGCUCAGCCUGCUCCUCAAGGUUCGGCGGAGGAAGAGGAGCCAGUUGAGGGAGAAGAUCAGUACCGGGUCGCUUCUCCGAGGUUCUAUCGCAACCUUCAAUAAGAUAUCAUGAUUUUUUUUUAAUUGUUUAUUGUUAUCUUUGUUUUCAUGAUACUCCAAUUUUUAUAGAUGGGGAGAUUAUACACAUAAUAUUUUGUUGAAA